Messenger RNA from Capsicum annuum, 1041 nucleotides. RefSeq lists its product as uncharacterized. The record is from RefSeq and is a predicted model, not a curated record. Lineage: Eukaryota; Viridiplantae; Streptophyta; Magnoliopsida; Solanales; Solanaceae. Gene Ontology annotation, molecular function: protein binding.
GUGAGAGCUGCAUCAGUUACUUGUUUUGCUGGAAUAACUUCCAGUGUUUUCUUUUCUCUACCAAAGGAUAAACAAGACUUUAUCUUGAACUCAUGUGUUAAAACUGCAAAAGGUGAUGAGGUUCCGAAUGUUAGAUCAGCUGCUUGUCGUGCUAUUGGUGUAAUUGCUUGUUUUCCACACAUUUUCCAUAGUGCAGAGAUUUUUGACAAGUUCAUUUCUCCUGCUGUGGACAACAGUCAUGAUUCCUCGGUGUCGGUUCGCAUAACAGCCUCAUGGGCUUUAGCUAAUAUAUGUGAUGCACUUCGCCACCAUGUUGAUGUACAUGGAUUUGAGAAAUUCUCUUCAGUGAGCUCACAGUCCAUCUCCUUGCUUAUUGACUGUGCUCUACAACUUACGAACGAUAAUGACAAGGUUAAAGCAAAUGCUGUGAGAGCAUUGGGUAAUCUUUCAAGAGUUGUUAGGUUUUCAAGUCAAUCAUUUGCUUAUAAUAGACAAGCAGAUUCAAUGGUCGUAUCUUCUGGGAGAAAGCCCACAAAAGGUUUGUCCAUUUGUGAGGAUCUGGAAGAAAGUCGAAGUCCAUGUAAUGCUCCCUUGGAAAAUUCUAAAUGGCUUGAGAAGAUGGUGCAGGCAUUUAUUUCCUGUGUUACAACUGGAAAUGUUAAGGUACAAUGGAAUGUUUGCUAUUCACUAAGCAACUUGUUUUCCAAUCCAUCGUUGAAGCUGGAAAACAUGGUUUGGGCGUCAUCAGUUUUUAGCAUUCUUUUGCUGCUCCUUCGUGAUUCCUCCAAUUUUAAGAUUAGGAUACAAGCAGCUGCAGCUUUGGCUGUUCCAGCAACCUUAAAUGAUUAUGGCAGAUCAUUCCUUAGUGUCCUUCAAGGCGUGCAGCAUGUUGUCGAGAGUCUCAAUUCUGAUGAGAUUUCGUCACCAUCAAAUUUGAAAUAUAGGUUGGCACUUGAAAAGCAGCUGACCUCGACUAUGUUGCAUUUGCUUGGCCUCACUUCCAAAACAGUUGAUCGCCAUGUCCAUGAGUUCCUAAUGAAG